Monomorium pharaonis (pharaoh ant) is the source of this 1153-nucleotide messenger RNA. It is a transcript of the gene PIG-L, whose product is annotated as N-acetylglucosaminyl-phosphatidylinositol de-N-acetylase. The coding region runs from base 157 to 1017 and encodes 286 amino acids. Lineage: Eukaryota; Metazoa; Arthropoda; Insecta; Hymenoptera; Formicidae. Gene Ontology annotation, cellular component: endoplasmic reticulum. The record is from RefSeq and is a predicted model, not a curated record. Gene Ontology annotation, molecular function: N-acetylglucosaminylphosphatidylinositol deacetylase activity. The transcript has 5 exons. Gene Ontology annotation, biological process: GPI anchor biosynthetic process.
CUCAGAUCGUGCGCCCGAUCGGCGCGACCUAACCUCAAAUUCGACCGCACCGCUGGUCAGGGAACGCGUCGCGUUCUCGCUCGCGGGCAACAACUCGGGCGUUAUCAGACGAUAUGGCGGUAUCUUUACGAUAGCUCGCGUCGUCAAAGCACGCGGAUGAUGGCCGACCUGGAGUAUGCACGGCUGUAUCUCAGCCUGCAACUCAAUGAGGCAGUCUGUUGGUGGUGCUACUACAUCCGCGAGAUCUCGUGGCAGCUGCUGAUUGCCUUGUUGGCGUAUCUCUGCGUCUAUGUCUUCCUUUACGUGGUCCUUAAGCGGGUGGACCACGUGGCUUGGCAGCUGCCACCUGGCAGGCUCCUCCUGGUCACUGCUCAUCCGGACGACGAGGUGAUGUUCUUCGGGCCGCUGGUCUAUUGGGUGACUCGCUCCAAAACUAGCGAGAUUUACCUGCUGUGUUUAUCUAUGGGUGGGGACAGAAGAAGGAUAGACGAGCUAUGGGAAUGUACAAAGGUGCUGGGAAUCCCAGAGGCUAAUGUCACGAUCAUAAUGAGCGGUGAGCUGCCAGAUGAUCAGCAUGUACAAUGGCCAACGCAAAUGGUUGCAGAGAACAUUCUGCAGUACAUAGAAAUGUAUAAGAUUAAUGCCGUUGUGACGUUUGAUAAAUAUGGAGUAAGCCGGCACAAGAAUCAUAUCUCCUUGUAUUUCGCGAUCGCCGCGUUGUGCAUAGAAAAAAAAGUACCUCCUUAUUGUAAGCUGUAUGUGUUAGAGUCCGUUAAUCUAAUCAGGAAAUACAUUCAGCUUUUAGAUUUACCCAUCAGCCUACUCUCGGCCUCGUACUGGUAUCUGGUGACGUACGAGCAGAAGCAAACAAUCAAAAGUGCCAUGGCCGCGCACAAGUCCCAAUACGUUUGGUUUCGAAAAUUGUACAUGAUCUUUUCGCGAUAUACAUUCAUCAAUACCCUUCAAGAAGUCAGUGCUCUUGAUUUGGAGCUGGAUCUCCAGUUUGACGAGGACUGAAUAGUUAUGCCAAUGAACAGAGAACAAAAUAUGUAAUUAAUAAUCACUGUAUAUAUAAAAUAUGUAAUUAAUGAUCAAUGUACAUACUUUGUCUACCAUGUUAAUUAUAUGAAAUAAAAACUGCGUACCAAAGCUA